AUGUCACUCCCGUUUGAAAACAAGUAUGCUAUUGUCACUGGAGGUUCCAGAGGCAUCGGGGCUUCAAUUGCACUGCUAUUAGCAGAACGAGGCGCCAGAGGAGUGGCUAUUACCUACUCAGGCAACGAAGCAGCAGCAAACGACACUGUGGCCAAGAUUAAAGCUUAUGGAGCCGAUGCGGUUGCAAUACGUGCUAAUAUUCUUGAAGUCGACAUUGGAGAGACAAUUGUGAAUGGAGCUCUCGCAGGAUUGAAGACGAAUACAAUCCAUAUUCUUAUCAACAAUGCUGCUCUUGCCACAUCUGAACAUCUUCUUCCUAUUCUACAUACCACUGUCGAAAAUUUUGAUAACCUUUUUCACGCGAACGUACGGGCGCCGAUUUUUGCAACUCGUGCAGUGCUGCCCUAUAUGCCCGCAAAAGGUGGCAGAAUUAUUAAUGUGAGCUCCGUGACAGCCAAACAGGCGGCCGACGAGCCCGGAAUACUUUACGGUGCUAGUAAAGCAGCAUUAAACAGUAUUACUCGAUCUAUGGCGAGCGCGCUGGCUGCAGAGAAAGGCAUCACGAUCAAUUCAAUAAGCGUCGGGCCCACGAAGACUCCUGCCAUGGAGAACGCCUUAGCCAAUCUACCCAAAGAGUAUAUGGAAGGGCUUAAGAACUAUGCCACUGUUGAGAAGCGAUUGGCAGAGCCAGAGGAAAUUGCGGCAAUUGUAGCUUUCGUGGCGAGCGAUGAUGCUCGUUGGAUGAAUGGUGCCAGUGUCCCUGCGAAUGGAGGCGCGAUUCUACUAGCAGAGGGUUAA
Molecule: messenger RNA, 798 nt
Organism: Trichoderma breve
Lineage: Eukaryota; Fungi; Ascomycota; Sordariomycetes; Hypocreales; Hypocreaceae
Product: enoyl-(Acyl carrier protein) reductase domain-containing protein
Exons: 3
Coding region: 1-798 (265 amino acids)
Molecular function (GO): oxidoreductase activity
Source: RefSeq, a predicted model, not a curated record